Molecule: messenger RNA, 1840 nt
Organism: Paramuricea clavata
Lineage: Eukaryota; Metazoa; Cnidaria; Anthozoa; Malacalcyonacea; Plexauridae
Source: the annotation of a GenBank genome assembly
CGAUUUAUUUGAUUUUUAAUUAUUGCAAUGUGAGAUAAACCUUACCUAGAAAUAUCAUUAGUAUAUAUUUUUUUACAAUAUCAAUGGAAAGCAGAGCAAAGUUUUGUCAGCUGUAAAUAAUGGCUUGUUGCCCGACGGAAAAGGAAUAUGGCUACGAACAUAGCAGGUUCGAGAAAGAUGUCGACGAAAAUUUUCAUUGUUCAAUUUGUUACAAUGUUCUCAAAGAACCGAGGAUGUGUAGAAAUAAUGAACACGUCUUUUGUCUCGCCUGUAUCGGUGAACAUUUGAAGGUAAAUUCGCAAACUUGCCCCGAAUGUAAUGAACAUUUAAGUGUUGAUACGCUUCGCCGGCCGCGUUUAGUAAAUAAUUAUUUAUCUAAGCUGAAAAUUACUUGCGAUUAUGCCACUCGAGGAUGUACUAAUUUUACCUGUGUUGCGGAUCUCGACAUUCAUGUGGCGAGUUGUGGCUUCGCCCCUGUGUUGUGUUCAAAUAAAAAUUGUGGUAUGGUAAUUAACAAGAACGAGAAGGUCGACCAUGAAACUGAGGUUUGUGAAUAUAGGAAAGUGAAAUGUCAUGACUGUGGGCAGAUACAGGAAGAUAUAAAAACAUUGAAAGGAGGCUUAUUAGAAUUGGAUGAGAAGGUGGAAGCAAUGCAAGAAAUGGGGAAGAUAGUAAAUGAAAAAGUGGAAGCUGUGAAAGACAGCAAUGCUGAAGUAAUUAAAGAAAUAAAAGAUGUGAAAGAAAAUCUUUCCAAAGUGAGCAAAGAUGUGGAGGAAGUCAAAGUUAUGAUGAGGCAAAAGUUAGAUAUGCUUGAACUGCCAUCUCUGACAGAGGGAAUGUUCAAUACACCUAUGGAAGAUAUUUUGAUUGCUGGUGGUGGUGGUGAUGAUAGCGGUGCGUGCGAUAGUGCAGAAAUAUUUUCCUGGGAGAUGAAUGGUUGGUAUAAGAUGUCGCCAAUGAAUGAAGAACAUGAUGGAGCUUCAUCAUUUAUUGAUAAUGAUCAACUAUUUGUUGUUGGGGGAAGGCACACUGAGACAAUAGAGACCUUGGAUCUCAAUGAAUUACCUUUGACAUGGAUGGAAUUUCCUGGUGAACUUCCUUAUGCAGGUAAUGGUCAUCACACUUUCAUUUAUCAACAGCGUUUCAUUCACAUUGGUGGAUAUAAUUAUGACGAGGAAAAAAAGUCCAACGCGAUUAGCGAAUUGCAUCUUGCCUCACCUUGCACACUGAAAGAGUUGUGCCAAAUGCCCCAGCCACGAGAUUGUCAUGGCGCUGAGGCGUUUGAAGAUAAAGUUCUGGUCUUUGGAGGGAAAGAUGAUGAUGGUGUUUUAGACAGUGUUUUGGAGUUUGAUCCAAAGAGGAAUGCAUGCAAGGAGCUGCCAUCUUUACCACAUCCCCUGAAAGAAAUGGCAACAGUUCGCUGGCGAGAUCAAGUAGUUUUGCUUGGUGGUCGUGAUAAGGAUAACAAAGUUGUGAACGAUGUUUUCAUGUAUGAAUGCAAGACGGGCAAGAUCACAGCCUUACCAUCCAUGCUGGAGAAGAGAUUUGAUUGUUGCGCAGUUAUUACUGGAAAUAACAUGAUUGUAGUUAUGGGAGGUGAGAAUUAUGAUCAUCGCUAUCUCAUUUCAGUGGAGUGUUUUAAAAUGGGAGGUUCUACAUGGAAGUAUCUUCCUAGCAUGAAUGAAAGAAGGCGGAGAGCAGUUAGUGAAAUUCUACCCCCAACAAGGAAAUAUGUGCAUGUUUGACAUUGAGCUUUUGUCCGUAAUUGUAUUAGGACUGUUUGGUAUACUGAUAUACCGAAAAUAUCGGUAUUAAAUCAUUAUUGGUAUAUCGAUACUGG